AUGCGGAUCCAUCGUCGUGAUCGAACCUAUUGGAGAUCAGUCUUGGGGAUUUUGGAAAGUUUGAUUAUGGCUUGUCUCUUGUUUGGUUUAAUUUGUGCAUUGAUUGCAUCAAAUCUAUGGACAGAACAAGCUAAUUGGCUAUCACAAGUUUGUUCGGAUUCUACCAGCAAUACUUAUUGUUGCAAUUUCACAAGCAAUUUCUUCAAAUUCUUCUCAGCAAGCACAGUGAAGAUAGCGAGCAUCACUAUUUUUGCUUCUUGUCUUUUUAUUAUCAUUGUAUUCUACUUAACUCAUACCUUCCUUGGUUUACGCAAACGAAAAACUUGGAAAAUAAUCACACGACUUAUCGCUGCUAUUUUCACUCUCUUGUUUCUGUCGAUCUUAGCUAUCUCGAUAUCUGCUAUCUAUCGUGAAUCACAAUUCGGUAAUCAAUACACAUCGACUAGUUCUUCGAGAGUCCAAAUAGGUGCCGCUUAUGCGAUGGCUAGUCUUGGCCUGAUCGCUGCAUCUCUUCUCCUAAUUGAUAUUAUUUGCCGUUUAUUAACUAUUGGAUCAGUACAAAAACGACAACGAAGACGAAAAAGACGUGUUAAUGUUAUAUCUUAG
Messenger RNA from Adineta ricciae, 606 nucleotides. The record is from the annotation of a GenBank genome assembly. NCBI's taxonomy places the organism in Eukaryota, Metazoa, Rotifera, Eurotatoria, Adinetida, Adinetidae.